Molecule: messenger RNA, 2718 nt
Organism: Mucor mucedo
Lineage: Eukaryota; Fungi; Mucoromycota; Mucoromycetes; Mucorales; Mucoraceae
Exons: 15
Coding region: 68-2410 (780 amino acids)
Biological process (GO): phosphatidic acid biosynthetic process; cell motility; intracellular signal transduction
Molecular function (GO): D-type glycerophospholipase activity
Source: RefSeq, a predicted model, not a curated record
AGAUUCUUUUAGAUUUGAUUUCAUUUUUCUCUUCUUUUAUUCUUUAUUCAAGAAAUAAAAUCCACUUAUGCCCGUUUUUAGCCAUUUUGCCAAUAAAGUCAAGAGCAAGUUCAGAGAGAAAAUCAGUAGUGUGGUUCAAUCUGGAGAAGAUGAUGAAAAUGAAAGAGAAGAAGAGUAUUUAGCAGAGGGCCAUCGUUUUGAUUCCUUUGCACCCAUUCGUCAAGAAGCUAUGGUCAAGUACUUUAUUGAUGGCCAUGAUUACUGCUGGGCUGUAUCAGAAGCAAUAGAAAGUGCCCAGGAAGUCAUCUACAUUGAAGACUGGUGGUUGUCUCCCGAAUUGUACUUGAGAAGACCACCAGCCAAAUAUCCUGAAUAUCGAAUUGAUCAGCUAUUAAAACGAAAGGCAGAACAAGGCGUUAUGAUUUACAUUGUUGUCUAUAAGGAAGUAGAAUUGGCUUUAACUCUGGAUAGUGCUCAUACUAAGAAAGCUUUGCAAGAUAUGCAUGAAAAUAUUGUGGUCCAAAGACAUCCUGAUCACGCUGUAGGCGGUACCUUUUUUUGGUCUCAUCAUGAGAAAUUUGUUGUGGUCGACAACAGGAUUGCAUUUUUAGGCGGUAUUGAUUUAUGUUACGGACGUUGGGAUACGCAUGCGCAUAGAUUAGCCGAUUUCAAUACGGCUGACCCAAGUAUGGAGAUUUAUCCAGGUCAGGAUUACAGUGAUGCGCGUUUAAGAGAUUUUGAGCAAGUUAAAGAAUGGGAUAUGAGACUGAUCGAUAAAACCGUGAUACCUCGUAUGCCUUGGCAUGAUAUUUCGCUCUGUAUGCUCGGCCAACCCGUUUUGGAUGUCGCACGUCAUUUCUGUGACCGAUGGAAUUUCGUCAAACAAUCCAAAUCAUUGGAUAAGCAAAAGGCUCCCUUCUUAAAGCCCCCACUCGGUGGUUAUAGUAGCUAUCAAAGCUUCAAGAUCCCACUUGAGAGCAGAUUGUUGAGAUCAUACCACUUUGAGCACCAGACCUCGGGUAUACAUGGUUCAUGUAAAGUACAGGUGCUUCGUAGUAGUGCUGAAUGGAGUUCAGGUGUUCCAUUGGAGCAUUCCAUUCAAAAUGCUUACAUUGAAGUCAUCCGUCAAGCACAACACUAUGUUUACAUUGAAAACCAAUUUUUUAUUACUGCCACUGAAAAGGGUGAUGAAGAUAUCGUCAAAAACCAAAUUGGUGCUGCCAUCGUCGACCGUAUCAUCAAGGCGCAUCAAGAUCAAGAGAAAUUCAAGGUAUUUGUCUUAAUUCCCUUGAUGCCCGCCUUCCCAGCCGAAUUAAGCACCAAAGAUGCAGCUACCGCCAGACUAAUCAUGUACUACCAGUACAUCUCAAUUUGCAGUGGCCAAAAGAGUAUAAUGGAAAAACUGAAGAGUGCUGGUAUCGAGCCCGAUGAAUAUAUUCGAUUCUAUAGUCUCCGAAGCUAUGACCGCAUCAACCGUCCUACAAUGGAAGAGACCUUGGCCCGUGAUGCAGGAUUUACUCCCCACAAGGCUGGUAGACCCUUGUUAGAGAAUGAACAAGAGGAAAGACCUGUGCCUCCUGCAGGAUUUGUCAUGCCAGGACAAAGAAAGUCCUACCAAUCAGUGGCGUCCGAUACCAUUGCUCCUGAUGCCAUGUCCAAUCAUCGUCAUUCUGUGCUGGAUGAGCCUUGGGUAAAUGAUGGAGCGAUGCAGACACCUCGCGAUGAAGCUGCUGAGAAACAAGAAGUCAGUGAUUACGUGACGGAAGAGCUGUACAUCCAUGCUAAAUUAUUGAUCGCCGAUGACCGUGUGGUAAUUAUGGGAUCAGCCAAUCUGAAUGACAGAUCACAGUGUGGUGAUCGUGAUUCUGAAAUUGCAAUGAUUACAGAAGAUAAAGAUAUGAUUCCGUCUCGCAUGAACGGUGAGCCUUAUCAAGCGAGUAGAUUUGCUGCUACACUUCGUCGACAGUUGUGGAAAGAGCAUUUGGGUUUGAUUGAUGAGGAGGAAAUUGACGUCGUUACGGAUGCCAUGUUACCUUUGCCUGUUCCUCAAUUAGAUUUUACGCAAACCAAGGAGGAUCAUUGGGUGAUGGAUCCAUUGGACGAUGAUACCUUGAUUCGUUGGAACAACACGGCUGCUACAAACACGAAGGCUUUCCGUGAAGUGUUCCAUUGUGUACCCGAUGACACAAUUGUUUCAUGGAGCGAAUAUCAUAAAUUCUACCCUGAUCCCGAGAAGAUCAAUUUAGGCCAUGUUCAUGAUCCCGAUAUGCCAGUGCAUGAAGUGCGACAACAUUUAGACACAGUUCGUGGUCAUCUCGUAGAAUUCCCCACGAAAUUCCUAUCGUUUGAAGAUCUUCAAGGAGAAGCUAUUCCCUUUGUCGGAGCAGCCAUGCAAGAGUUAUACACCUAAAUUUAUUAAAACACUCCCAUUUAUACUUUUAAAUAAUAUACUUUUCUGCCUAAUCAACUGAAAUUUUUGAUAACCAUACUCGAGAUAAUGCCUGUAAUACAUGUACAAUUGUAACACCUUGAUGGUUUUAUCAAUCUUAACCGCCAAUUACUCCACGUACUGUUACAUUUUUUUAGGCAUGGAACUGAACCUCAUUUUUUCCAUUGAGUAUUCUUUCCGCGUCUGCGCUGGUGAGCUUAUUUGGUGAUUUCAGAUUUUUUUUUUUUUUUAAAAAGAUUCGUCUCUGAUUCGUCCAAAAAAAACAGACA